AAGUUUCAUGAAAGAUAGGCACAUGUAAUAACUUCCACCACAUUUCUAAACACAAAAAUGGAAAGUUAUAUUCAACUUUUGCUCACUCCAAAACAAUCUAUUUGGGCAACUUAACCUUACUAUUUUUGCAAACCUCAUAUUUUGACGCCAUUCUUUCUUCAAUCUUGUUAACUUCACACAACAAUUUUGUAACGCUAAGAAAAAUUUACUAAUCAACGGUUCAUAAUCUUUUGGACCUAAAACAAACAGCUGACUAUUUCCACUAUUAAACCAAUAAUAUUCCAAUAAUCUCUUCAAUAUCCUGUUAUUAGUUUCUUACCUCUCUAGAAGAUAACCCAAAAACCAAAAAAAAAAAAACAAAAAAUUCAAAAUUUAUUUUAUUCAUCUCAUAUUCUUUUAAUAUUAAUAAUUUUAUAGAAUUUCAAAAGUUUCCCAUCUUAUAUUUUUAAUUUUUUUUGCAAGAAAGUAACUUUGGUUGAUCAGAGGAAUUGAGCUGCUUGAGUUACAGGAAGUGCACAUUUUUUGGUGGAAGAAAGAAAUAUGGUUCAAAUUAAGGAAUUUCGAAUUAUCAUGCCUAUGUCACUAGCUGAGUAUGAGGUUGCACAAAUGUAUAUGGUUCUAAAAAUGCAACAGGAGAAUACAACAAAUACAGAAGGAGUUGAUGUCCUGGAGAAUAGACCUUUUGAGGACAACAUAAUUGGAAAGGGUCAUUACACAUCAAAAGUAUAUAGUUUCCAGAGCAAAAUCCCCUCUUGGCUUACCACAUUUGCACCAGCAGAUUCCCUCCUUCUGAAAGAGGAAGCCUGGAAUGCAUAUCCCAAAUGCAAAUCAGUGAUUAAGUGUUCAAGCUUGAGCAAGCUGCUUCUUACUAUUGAUACGAUUCACGUUGCAGAUAAUGGAAAAUCAGAAACUGUACACGGUCUAAACAAAGAUCAGCUGGCAUCGAGGCAGGUGGAAGUUAUUGAUAUUGCAUCAUCUGUAAGGGACUAUUGGAGCUAUUUGGUUGGUAGCUGUAAUGUCGAUUUAUCCAAAUUCAAAUCAACAAGGACCAAUCGUGGACCUUUGGUGGAAGGCUGGAGAGAUCGCUGCAACCCUGUUAUGACAGCAUAUAAAUUAGUAACGGUUGAUGCUCCAUACUGGGGAUUUGGUAAACGAUUGGAGCAAGUGCUGAUGGCAGGUGAGAGGGCGCUUUUUCUUGAAACACACAGCAAUAUUUUUGCCUGGAUUGAUGAAUGGCAUGGGAUGAGCAUCGAAAUGUUGCGUGAACUUGAGGAACAACUUUAUUCAUCAUCCAAUGAGGUCUAUUUAUUCUCGAUCAGAUGCUAGCAAAAAUGUGAUCUUUAGAUCUUUAUUGAAAGAGUUCGAGUCUCCUCUUAGAAUGCGAGCUAUGUGAGGCCUAAUAACGAUUUUCCAGACUUGUUACUUGUAUGUUAGCCUGUUGGUCAUUACUAAGGAUAAGUACUCCUCCCAAUCUUCCAUCCAGUACUAUUUUAGUUUCAUGGGAUGUUAAGAUACAGUUGUUAGCAUUUUACUGUAACGUACGAUUUGAUCUCUCAAGAUGGCCCUACUUAGAAUGAGCGAUAGGAGGGAUGUAUGAGAAAUGUACAAAUCUCAUGUGAGUCUUAUGGUGAAUUCUAAUUGUAUUUGUGUCCUUGAUUAUUAUGAAGGAUUGAGACAAUGUGGCUAUUAUAUUGCGUCGAUUAAGGGCUUUUCGCUUAUCUACUAAAGAUAUUGUGUUGUUGCAAGUACUAUAUUGCACACUGCAAUUUGAUUUUGCUGCUACUUUGUAUCUAAGUUGAAUGGCAGGUAGGACCAAGACUAGCUAUUUUGCCUUAUAUUUGAUACCCUUUUCCCUUUUUUUUUUUGGUAUCAUUGAACACAAGGAAUUUGUUUGAGAUUUAAAAAAAACUAUUCUAAGCUCAUUUGGUAUAGAGAGAACCACAAGGGCAAUGAUGUUGACGGGAUUUAAUCCUAAGUCUUGAAUAUCACCCCCAAAACUUUUACCUAGCACCCUUUAAUCCUAGGUCUUGAAUAUCACCCCCAAAACUUUUACCGAACACCCAUAGGACAAAGGCAUAUGUGCCUUGGUGCAUUGUCAUCUCAUUUAGCAACUUCAGUCUUAAAGUCGUGAUCUAUGUUGCAAGAUGCUCCCUCCUUACUUGUCACUUAAACAUACACAUACCGAUGAAAUAUUAAUAGUCACACGUGAAUAACAAGAGAAUAAGUGAAUAACUAAUAGAUGCAGACUUGACCCCUAUAAUUAAGGGAGUAGUAACUAGUAAGAACUCAUUUCUUGUGAAGUUGCUUAAUUAGUGAGUUUUCCACAAACUCUAGACAGAUUAUCUGAUGCAAGGUUUCUCGGUUCAUUGUAUGAUGUACAUUCCAAAUGGUCUUCUUAUGUAGUACUCUAAUAAGAACUAGUAAUAGUUACAAGUGACUUAUUCAUAAUAGAUUUUGUUGCAAAUUUCUU
Chenopodium quinoa (quinoa) is the source of this 2470-nucleotide messenger RNA. Its product is annotated as phosphatidylinositol transfer protein 1-like. Gene Ontology annotation, biological process: phospholipid transport. The record is from RefSeq and is a predicted model, not a curated record. The coding region runs from base 541 to 1326 and encodes 261 amino acids. Lineage: Eukaryota; Viridiplantae; Streptophyta; Magnoliopsida; Caryophyllales; Amaranthaceae. The transcript is spliced from 10 exons.